Messenger RNA from Cladophialophora carrionii CBS 160.54, 597 nucleotides. RefSeq lists its product as uncharacterized. Bases 1 to 597 code for a protein of 198 amino acids. The transcript has a single exon. Gene Ontology annotation, biological process: dolichol-linked oligosaccharide biosynthetic process. Lineage: Eukaryota; Fungi; Ascomycota; Eurotiomycetes; Chaetothyriales; Herpotrichiellaceae. The record is from RefSeq and is a predicted model, not a curated record. Gene Ontology annotation, cellular component: extrinsic component of endoplasmic reticulum membrane; UDP-N-acetylglucosamine transferase complex. Gene Ontology annotation, molecular function: hexosyltransferase activity.
AUGGCAUCCGGGAAACGAUGCUUCGUCACUGUAGGCGCCACCGCGCCCUUCAACAGUCUAGUCCGUGCCGUGCUGGAACCAGUAUUUAUCAAGGCACUUCGUGAAGCCGGCUACUCGCAGCUACAAAUCCAAUAUGGCGAUCAAAGCGGGCAAGAUACAUACCGCGAGCGGACGCAGCUAUUAAACGAACAACAUGAAACCCCUGACGGCUUCGAAGUCUCAGGCUUCGGCUUCAAGAAGGAAGGCCUAGGCGACGAAAUGCGGGCCGUGAAAGGCUCGUCACCAGAGACCGAAGGCAUGAUCAUCAGUCACGCCGGCUCAGGGUCCAUCCUCGACGCACUCCGUAUCGGUGCGCCGAUUGUGGUUGUCCCCAAUACGGAUCUUCUGCAUAAUCACCAGGUUGAGCUGGCUGAGGCGCUUGCUGAGCAGGAAUACGUGAUUCACGGCAAGGUGGAUGAUCUCGCCUCAGCAAUUGCGGAGGUGGAGGCCUUGAGGAGAAAAUCCAAGAAGUGGCCGCCGCUGAGAUCCGGAGAGGGGAAGUACAAGCGUGGCUUGCAAGAUGUUAUGUAUGAGGAGAUGGGGUGGCAGAUUGAUUGA